AUGGAGUCGCUGGCCGCCGCCAGUCAGCUGGGAACUGGGAGAGACUCUGGCUCCUCCUCCUCCUCCUCGCCCCACUCCAAGCAGGAGCUGCAGCCUUACUCGGGCGCCAGCCCCCUGAAGCCCAACCAAGUCGGGGAGACCUCCUUGUAUGGCGUGCCCAUCGUGUCGCUCGUCAUCGACGGGCAGGAGCGCCUGUGCCUGGCGCAGAUCUCCAACACGCUGCUCAAAAACUACAGCUACAAUGAGAUCCACAACCGUCGGGUCGCGCUGGGGAUCACCUGCGUGCAGUGCACCCCGGUGCAGCUGGAGAUUCUCCGUCGGGCCGGCGCCAUGCCCAUCUCCUCGCGGCGCUGCGGCAUGAUCACCAAGCGGGAAGCCGAGCGCCUUUGCAAGUCCUUCCUGGGCGAGCACAAGCCGCCCAAGUUGCCGGAGAACUUCGCCUUCGACGUGGUGCACGAGUGCGCCUGGGGCUCGCGCGGCAGCUUCAUUCCGGCCCGCUACAACAGCUCGCGGGCCAAGUGCAUCAAGUGCAGCUACUGCAGCAUGUACUUCUCGCCCAACAAGUUCAUCUUCCACUCCCACCGCACCCCCGAGGCCAAGUACACGCAGCCCGACGCCGCCAACUUCAACUCGUGGCGCCGCCACCUCAAGCUCAGCGACAAGACGGCCACCGACGACCUCAGCCACGCCUGGGAGGACGUCAAGGCCAUGUUCAACGGCGGCACUCGCAAGCGGACCUUCUCCUUACACGGGGCGGGCGGCGGCGGCGGCGGCGGAAGCGCCUCCCAUGCGGCCAAGAGCGCCCUUCACCCGCCGCCGCCCUCCUCCACAGACCUGCCCCCGGUGCACAAGAGCCUGCGCUGCAGCGGCGCCGAGGAGCAGCCCGGGGAGCGCGGCGGGCUGGGCUUGCCCACGGGGGCGCACGGGCCGGCCGCCGCCGUGCGAAGCUACCCGGUCAUCCCGGUGCCCAGCAAGGGCUUCGGGAUGCUGCAGAAGCUGCCGCCGCCUCUCUUCCCGCCCCCCUACGGCUUCCCCGCCGCCGCCUUCGGGCUGUGCCCCAAAAAGCAGGACGAUUCCCUGGGAGGCGCCGGAGGAGGCGACCAGGUCAAAGCCGGUGCUUUGCCGCAGGGCAUGUUUUGGGGGCCGCCGCACCCCCACCCGCCCCAGCCUCAGCAGCAGCCGGGGGGCUCGGCUAAGGACAGCGGAGUCUACCCGUCCUUCCCCAUGUUCUGGCCGGCCUCCGGGAGCCUCCCGGUGCCGCCCUACCCAGCCCAGAGCCAGGCCAAGGCGGCUGCCACGGCGGUUGUUGUGGCCGCCGCCGCAGCCGCCGCAGCCGCCGCAGUAGAACCUCUGGGCCUGCGGAGCCACGGCCACGUGGAGCUGGAAGGGUCGGAACCGUCGGGCAGCGAGCGCAGCAGCGCCACCCCACAGGAAGGCUCGGGCUCCGGGGCCGCCGACGGCGAGCGCUGCUCCAGCGCCCUCUCCAGAGCUGCGGCCGUCGGGGAGGAGGAGCGCUCCGGGGACGAAGCCUUGCUGCCCCCGCUGCCCCUGCCCAGGAAAGGCAGCUACCUGUCGGCCUUCCGCCCCGUCGUGAAAGACGCGGAGAGCAUAGCCAAGCUCUACGGGACCCGCGAGGCCUACGGAGGCCCCACCGGCUGCCCGGGCUACCUCUCACCGGACUUCCUCAGCGAGGGUAGCUCCAGCUACCGCUCCCUCUCUCCGGGCAACGACACGGUGGACGAGCCCGAGGUGGACGUCGAAUCCAACCGCUUUCCCGAGGACGAGGACGAGGAAGAGGUGCCCGUCGAGGAAGCCGAGGAAGCCUCUCCGCCCCAGCAGCUUCUCUUGACCGAGACCGAGGAGCCUCUUGCAGCCGUUGGCAGCGUCGGCGUCCUGGCGGCCGCAGAGAAGCCUGCGGAGAAGGCCCUGGAGCCCGAAGGGAGCCCCCCGGCCAGGAGCAACAGCAGGGGCGGCUAUGAGGUGCGAGGAGGGGUGAUAUGGGGAAGCGGGGUGGGAACCAAGGGCGGCGAUGCCAGUUCCUGACCCUCCCGUCCUCGCCCCGAAUUCCACCACGACGGAGAGAGCGUGAGUCGCUCAGAUCUAGGUCUGGGCGGCUCUCCAGCGCCGGAGUGGGAGGUCGCGCGCGCGGCAGGGGGUGUUAUUGAGAGACUUUCUCCCAGCCGUGGCCGCCAGAUGCAGGUGGGUGGAUGGUUUAGGACAGGACCUCGGGCUUGUGGGACCUUCUACUUCGUUAUUCUUGCUGAUUUUCCAUAACCUUUGCGCAAAAUACAGUAGUGGCUAAGAAGUAGGGAGGCUGGGAGCCCAGGCUCAGCCCAGCAAUGCAUGUUCCUAAUCAGAUGGGAGCUUGCAGUCCUGCCCGAUAAGGACCCCCUGCCCUCCUCCACCCCGUUACUUGAUAUAAGCAGGCAGGUGGGAAGACGGACCGUUUGUAGUUUGUUAAACAAUUGGGAGUCUGAGUGUUCCCUGGUCUAGAAGACCAAGAGUAAGAGGAAAGAGUGACCCUGAGCUCCGAGGUUUUGCUCGCGAGUGCAGCUCUGGAUUUCCCAAUAGGCAGACCAAGCACGUGCUUGGAGCACCAGCAGAACAGGGACACACGCUCACAAACCGAUAUUUUAUUUUAUUUUUAAGAAUUUGACAUUUGAUUUUUUUUUAAAAAAAUGCACCGAAUUGGUUGUCUGUGGUCGGGGAAAAUCAUAACUUUGUUAGACUUCCUUUCAUCCCACUACGCGCACUUCGCCCGCUUUUAGUAUUGUUUUUAUUCUGAGUUACAUACUAGACUGGAGGGGUGCAUCAUAAUCUUCUAAACGCUAAGGGCCUCUUAAUCUGACCCUGCAGGAGCGCAAGGUUUUACUGAACUCGGAUAAAAGUCGCCUGGGGGAGACUGGGAUGCGGGGAGACUCUUCCAAGGGAGAGAGGAAGGAGGUCAGAAACCAAUGGUUGGAUCCAGCACCAGUCCUCGUCAGAGCAGACCCAUGAAAAUUAAUGAACACGACUAACAUAGGUCUAUUCAUUUCAAUGGGUCUACUCUGAGUAAAACUUAAUUGCGUGCGACCGAAUGGCUUUCAGUUGCAUAUUGGAAAGAAGUCCGAGAGGUUUAAAAGUUGUUUUUUUAUCUGCUCAAGUAGGUUGUGGAAUUAUCAAUUUUUUUAAAAAAAAGACAGGCCAGGUAAGGAAAGGAUGCUGGACCAAGUAACCCCACUUCAGUUGCAAAUUUCUUCCCACAUUUUCAGGAGAAAGGCCGGGCCGUAGCUCAGGGGUAGUUUAGAAGACCUGGUUUGCAUGCAGAAAGUCUCAGGUUGAAUCCCGGAACCUCCAGGUAAAGCUAGGAGGAGAGAUCCCCGUUUCUCAACCCUGGAGAGCCGCUGCCAGUCAGUGUAAGUAAUACUGAGCUAGAUGAGCCAAUGACCUGACUUGGUAUGAAACAGCUUUCCAUGUCCCUGGGCAAACUCAGCACAAGUUAGUGAGACCCUCCUAACUCUGCACUCUUAAUAACGCAUUGAUGGGAUAUCCGUGGGCUUGAGCCAGGCCAGCCCUGAACCACGUGAUACGAUUCUCCAUGACUGUACCUGCCUGGGCUGGGAGAACGCGGUGGGUUGACCCUGAUCGCAGCCGAAGUGUCAAAACCUUUCCAGUUCCGUUAAUUUACGGCUCGGAUUUGAAAGUGUGCAUCCCACCCGUUGCCAAAAGACCGCAAAUGCUGCGAAAGCACCGCGCUGCCCUUGCGCUGUCUUCAGCACCGUGGACAGAUCCCAGCUCGCAGCGCCGCGAAGGUUGGGAGUUGGGUUAAAGCUGCUUCCGGACGUCGGAAGACCGGCUGGUGGGCCCCAUCUCUCCCGGAAUCGAGGGGCAGAUGCCAUAGCAGGCAUCUAAUUAAUAUGAAGCCCAGAGGACUUGCCUCGCCCGCCCCAAUUUCUCUAUGGCAGAGGCGGUGGCUUUGAACCAGGUUGCUCCGGCAACAGCUAGAGGGGCGCACCAAGGCAGCGUUUCGAAAGACGCUUCGAAUCAAAUGGAUUUGGGAAGGAAGCCCUCUCCCCACAGAGAGUUUUUAAAUCAUUGUUUAUUUAUUUACCGCGUUUCUGGAGCACCUUUUCCUUCAAGGGGCUCCAGGUGUGGUACAUCCCCCCCCCAUUUAAUGCCAACAACAACCCUGUGAGGUAGACUAGAUUGAGUGAAGGCAGUGACUGGCCCGCUGCUGUAUGAACUGACCCACUUGCAAAGACCCUAAAAGUCUGAGCGCAGUCCUCAGGCAAGAGACGCUGUGCGCGUGGAGCGAGGCAACGCAAGUUUCUAGUCCUCAUCCCGCUCAAAACAGUUGACAAGAGGGAGAAUUAUCGACGCUAGGAAUAAGCGGGAGGACGCUAAUCGAGAUAAUACAAUACGGGGAGGGGUCAAGGGACUGCCACAGCGAGGACUCCCCCCCCCAGCCCGCUUUCUGUGGGGUGGGAGGAGAGCGGUGUCUCGCUUAGCUGAAAAGGAGAGUUCUGCUUUCAAUAUUAGGAAGUAGGUCUCUCUCUCCCUUCCCCUCCCCAUUUUAACUACCUCCGAUGGGACUGGAUCACCAGCAUGAAUCCUCCCUAAAUCCACCCCCACCCACCCCACAGCUUCCUUGGUCCACCCCGCCACACUCUUUAGACACGAAGUGUUUCAGGCACGACCCCUGGGAACCAUAAGGACACGGAUUACCUAGGAAGAGUCGUCACUCCCCCCACCCCCGGAUCUAUUGGCUGAAGCUGAUAGAAUUAAAGUACUGCUAGAUUUGAGGAGCUGAGAAAGGGAAGGUGGGGGUGAUGCCGGGGGGUGUGCAGGUCAGAGGGAAGAGAAGCUUGCAGGCUUUGAAAAACUCUUGAGUUCCAAGGCUGACUUGGAAGGGGGCUAAUUUUCCUCUACCGUCGCCAAUAAAUAUACCUCUAAGAAAAUUGCAGCUGAAGUGGCUUUUUCUGUGCAGGACAAGAGACCUUUUACACACACAGCCGCCGAAAACCCCCCACUCCUUUUCCUCUCCCCAAUGGACAAUUAGUUUUCUGAGUUGAGCUGGAGCGGGGUCUUGUUUUCGGAAAAGCUGGGCGGGGGACAACGAAGAGUUUCCAAUUUGGCAGCGUUUGGAACGCUUUUUUUGGGGGGGGAAGGGUCUCACUUAUUUGCUUUCAGAGAGAUUUUCCCACGGCGGCAUAACUUUAAUUAACAAAUAGAAUAAAAAAUAAACAGUGGAGCAUAGGAAAAAUAAUAAUAAAUGUAACUGUUGCGCUGUUUCUUUCACAGGUGUAUCCGCAAGACAGAGAGGAUCGGUCGCAAGCUCUCAAAGCCAGCACCCCUCUGGGCCCACAGACAACCCCUUACCUCUGCACUCCGGAGAGGAAUGGUAAGUAUGAACCACGUGCCUAGAGAUACUUUGAAGCAUCACGGGCGGGAUUUUUGUUUGAUGCCAAAAGUCUUAAUAAUUGCCUGAAUUGAUGUCAAAACGUUUCCACUUCCUUAAAAAAGUAAUAUUUGGCCAAACGUUUCAAAUAAACCAGGAGUCAUUUUUUUUUUUAAACAAAACUUUCACCUGCCAAUAUUGUUUGUCUAAUAUUGCUAUUGGCUUUAUUUAUUUAUUUGUGGGGUGGGGGGAGGGAGAAAAUAGACUGUGCCCUGCAGGCGUUUAAUCAAGCAUGCUCUUUCCGGGGGUCGUAUUGCAAUGUUUUCAACUCUCCAAAGGAGAGACUCUGCAAAGCCCACUUCUUUGAAGCGCAGCCGACGCCGCGCGCCCACCCCCACCCCAUAGAAGGAGGGCAGCUGGGAACGCUGCUUGAGGAAGGAGUCGGUGGAGGGGGGUGGUGGUUAGAAAACUGGUGGGAUAAAAGCUUCCCAAGGAGCAAGCUCCUUUCCUCAGCAAGGCGAUUAGGCUGUCCCCUAAGAAGGCUUUAACGAGGACUUUGUCCUUAAUUAUGUAAUUAAGGAUAUAUCAGGCUCAUACUUUCGUUGCCUGUGCUGCAAAAUCGGUUUAUUCGCUCUAAGAACCAGAUAAAGAAGACAAUCAUUCGACAGCUGAGGAUUUGGAGAGCAAGAAAUCCUAUCAGAACCAAAGGAGCGUCUCUCAGCCCAGCCCAGCCCACACCGACCGAGGUAAAAUGAUGUGCUGACUUUGGAAAAAGGAGGGUGGGCGGCCCUGAAACCAGCCCUUUCCCAACUUGGUGGCCUCCAGGUUUUGUGGGCUGCAUCACCUCCCCAACUUCCUACGGCCCUGCUGGCUGGGGCUGAUGUGAGUUGCAAUCCAAAACAACUGGAGGACACCAGGUUAGCAAAGGUGUUCUUAAAGGCCCUCUUGCCUCGGAGACCUACCCUGCAGAAGCAGCGGCGCAAAGGAGGUGGAUCAGAGGAUUCCAGGCUAUGCCGCCUGCUCUUGGAGGUGCUUAGCCAUCCGGCCAGGCCAGUUGGCUAAUGGUCAGGUUCACCUUCAACCAAAGGAAACUUCCUGGUGGCCAAAAUUUGCUGAGGAUGUGCCCUCAUUGUCAUCCCUGUUUUCAUUGACCGAGAUAAUAAUAAAUUCCUUCGCAACUGGAAGAGAAGGGUUGGUUGAUGCUGAUUAUUAGCGAAAGACUCGGUGCCUAGAUUUGCUGGGGCUUCUGGAGUUAAAGCCCCUAAAACAGCCUUUCUGGGCUUGAUCCUCUCCAGAUGUUUUGGACUUCAAGUCCCACCAUCCUCAAGCAGUCAUGGUGGGACUCUUUGACCGAAACAUCUGGCUGCACUAAGACGACCACAAACUUAGGAUAAAAGGGAGCAUCAAGACAACCGGGUCUGCUAUGAGUCCUUUUUCUGGCCAGAGGUUUCACUGAGCCUCUGUAUACGGAUAUGGGCUUUGUAAGUGAAAACUUUGCAGUAGUUCCCACUCAUAUUCUGUUAACGGACUGGGAGAGAAAUAGCUGUGAGCGGAAGCAUUUUUACUAUGUACUCAGUGGCAGUGAAAGUACGCACAGCAGAGACACUGAGAUGAAUGGACCAAAGUUAGCCAUGCUCAUUAAUUCCAGUGGGUCAACUCUUGAGUCGAACUGGCAUUGGAAACAACCCUUCGUGUCAAUAGUGGCUAAUAUUGACUUCCCAAGUAAAUCAUGGGGUCCCCCCCCCCGGUCUUCUUAACAACUUCAGCUGCUUUGAAGCCCGCCACCCAGCAGAGCUAUAUAAUGCUGGAACUGAAGGAAGUUGUAGUUGAAAUCAGCUGGGGGCGGGGGGUCGCCAGGUUGGCCAAGGCUGUUUAGGGCUACUUCGAUGGGUAUAUAACUCCAUCCGUCCCAGGGCUUCGGUCUAAAGUUCAAUGUGUGAUGUAGCACCAAUGAAACUUCUCGGAAGUUAAACGUGCGUGUGGCGGAGGAGGGAAAAACGUGAGCCAGGAUUUAUUGGGAGGGGGGCUUUAUCUUAGGGGGGCAGAACCACAGUUAGUUAAAUAUUUUUACUGAUUUACUUGAUUUGGGGGUGGGCAACUGCCCCCUGCCCCCCCGCUUGGCUACGCCCAUGUGAGCACGGUUCAUCUUUUUUUCAGAACUGAUAUAUUGGACCGUAGUUAAAUAAUAUAAGGCAGCCCUCCCAGUUUAAAAGGGGAGAAGAAGCGCCAGAUGUAUUGGAGAUCUCAGUGAGAGGUUUGCUCCCCGUCCCCUCCAAUACAUGGUAAAUAAAUAUUUAAAGUUGAAGUUAGGAAGAGAGAGAGAACGAAGGAAUGGCGACGGUAUAGCGAGAUGUUACAAAUCAAGGCCUCCUUAAACGGGGGAAGGGGGGCUGGGACUCCUCGCUGUCUCCCUUCCCGACACCUUCCACGCUUCUCUGUAAUUUCGGUGAUAAAUUUUCCGCGCAAAGGAGCAGCGGGAUUUGGCUGGGAAGAAACCGCUUGGUUUCCAUUCAAGGGCGGCGGCUGCUCUGGCCCCCACCCCCAGCCAAACCGCCCUCUUGAAAUUUUCAGUCGGUAGUUAAUUCAAGAGGGCGACACCUGGAUCCCCUCGCGGGGCUGUUUCGAUGCUUUCUCCUGCCAGAGUCUUUCUCAGCCCCUUUGCAACAACAGCCCGAUUUACUCGAGAGCCAGUCCCGGGACUGUCUGUGGGAUUCCUUGGAAAUCGCCCCCCACCUUAAAUGAAAGGUGCCAAUGAGUAAGCCAUUGGACUCAGCGGGGUUACUCUCAGACUGAGUACACCUUAGGGUCCCACCCCAAGGACCCGGAAACCGCUUAAGCUGCGGUCUGGUUGACGUGAGAACGCAGGUCCUUUGCAUCGUCUAACCUUAAUGCGCAGUUAGUAGCACCCAGCGUUUGGCGCAGUAUGCAAAUCUUCUGGGUGGCGUUUAGAUCUGUGAACGGCCAUUCACACGUGCCUAUGGUCGGGUGGUGUGUAGGACUGAUACUGAGCGCAAACUGAGUCUGCAAGGAAGGAGGCGAGUGGGAUUUCUAAGCCGUAUGUCACUUUUGCCUUUUCAAAGCCAUCUUUGUUACAUUUGGUCGUGUAGUCACGACCGGUGUGUGAGAGAUGUCGCCAUUAUGCCCAUUUUUUCAGACGAGAACUAAGUGUCCAGUAAAUGUGCUCCCAGUUCUGCCGGGUUUGUGCCAGACUUCUAAAAUCAGCUGUUACACGCUUUAAGGCUCUAUGCUGUAAUAUAUAGAGUAGGUAAAAAGGAGGUACGACAAGCCUAGCAGGACCCAGAGGAGAUGUUAGCGACCGGGUGCAAGCGCGGUGUGCCUGGAAGCGAUGGCAAUGCUAGGAAGGCUGAGUUCACACGUGCGUGAGCAUCACUUGACAGCUCUGCUCUUGAAUGCCUGAACUGGCUCUGCCUGGUGUCUGAGGCCGUGACAGGUUACGCGAAGCUCUUGCUGUUGGGCCAAUGCCGGCCCGUCCACACGUGCAUGUCAUCGCGUGAUAUUGGAGGGACGACCGGGGUCUUUUCUUUCAACAUGUGCACAAAUGUCGAGAAGGAGUCAGUCUCACAGUAAUUUUGAUUAUCAAAUGUAUGAUAAUCUCCACCAACCGCAUCUCUACUUUUGUUUCCUCCAAGUUGUCCAUUGUUACUGCCCGCCAAGGACAGAUGAUGGGGCGGGGGGGGGGGAGUUCCCCCUACACUUGGUUCCUCUGGUGCCCUUGCCAGGGUGUGUGCGCGUUUUGGGGGGCGGGGGCGGAAUCAGCUCUCACCCUUUGCCUUUCCUCUUUCCUGGGCACAGGAGACGAGGUGGUCAGCAUUGACGUCACCGGGACUCAACUGGGGGAGAAAGACAUUGGGAACCUCGCCAGAGGUAAGAGUGCCUUUUUGGUGGUUUUGCUGGACGAGGGAAGGGGGCGGGGAGAGGAGCGGGGCCUGCGCAAAGAAGGUCGAGGACAGUGGGAAGCAUCUAAGGAUAACUUUCACAAAGGGCUAAUCCACAGCGAUUCUUCCCCCUCGGACUUCCUCCCCUGGUAUCUUCUAGCUCAGUUUCCCCCCACCCUGGUGCCCUCUCGAUGUUGUUGGACUACAGCUCCCAUCAGCCCUAGCCUGCUGGAGUCCAACCGAAGUGCUUCUUCGCGCAGCGUGCAGUUAAACUGUGGAACUUACUGCCACUGGAGGAAGUGAUGGUCACCAACCUAGAUGGCUUUAAAGAGGACUGGAUAAAUUCAUGGAGAGAGGGCUAAUCGGUGACUGCCAGCCACGAUGACUAUAUUCUUCCUCCACAGUGGGAGGCAGCAAUGCUUCUGAAUCCCAGUUGCUGGAAACCAGAGGAAGGGAGAGGGCUCUUAUGGUUAGAUCCUGCUUGCGGGUUUCCCAUCUGGUUGGCAACUGUGAGAUCAGGAUGCUGGACUAGAUGGGCCUGAUCCAGCAGACUCCUCUUACAUUAACCAACUGACCGGGCACCAGACCGGGGAGAGACUGUAGCUCUUCUUUUCUUAUUAAAUACAUGCCUUGUUAUUUACACAAACUCUCUCUCUUUUCCCGUCGUCUGCCUACAUCCAGUCUCUCUUGUCUACACUCCGUAGCCCAAACGUCUCCCUCGCUCUUCAGUCACCAGAUGAAGCAAACGCGCUCCCUCCCGCAUUUCGCUACCCCCCCCCCGGUUUUUCAUUCACGUUUCUAGGUCAGGAGACCCUGUUGGCUCGCCUGCCUGUCUUAAUGUAGAUUUGAGAGGGACAUAUUAGCAGCGAUUCCUCGAGAUCUGUGGCCCAUCGAACCUAAUUUCUAGAUCUAUCUAUCCAUCUCUGGGGCGGCGGCGGGGGGAGCCCGUUCAUAAUGCGCAUUGACAGCCUCGCUAUGGGUUUCUGCUGUGGUAUGGAAUGGAGAGAUUGAAAGGGUCUUUUGUCAGUAUCCAAGCAGGAGAGUGAGAUGGGUGGUUCCUCACCGGGUUAGGGCGCAUCUGGAAGGAGGAUCUUUACCUCCUCAGCCCAGAUUUGUAGCUGGGGUUCAAGGAAACCCGCUGACCUGGGACUCAAGGGGCUUAGUUCUGAGUAAACAGGCGUUGGAUUGCGCUGGUAGUGAAGAUGCAUUGAGCGUAUUUGUUUUGUUUUGUUUUGAUUUUCUUUUAAAAUAGCAACAAUCCGAAAUUAGAACAAUAGCUUUUGACGAAUUUAAAUGCCCUAGCUGUCAAUCUCCCUCUCUCUCUUUCUCUCUAAUAAAAUCUCUUAUAUUAGGGUUGGACUAGAUGACCCUUGAGGUUCCUUCCAGCUCUGCAAUUAUAUGAUUCCCCAUGGGGAAACGAGAGGAUUGGGGUCCACCUACCCCGACUCUCCCUCUGGGCUCAACCCAAUAUUCUUUUCUUCACAGAUGAGUUGCAAAAACUCCUCAUGGAGCAAAUGGAGCUGAGGAAAAAACUGGAACGGGAAUUCCAAAGUCUGAAAGGUAUAUCCACCGCCUUCCUUAAGUCUCUGUAAAGGGCCGCUGUUUCUACAACGAUUGCAAAUAAAACAUUUUAUAAGGGCGAAAUUGCAGGAAGCGGAUUGCAAUUAAUGGAUUGUUGACCAUCCGAUUAAAAUGUACACAAAAGGCCAAGGGAGACACGUUGGUCCAUAAGGGAAAGCAAAGAAACCUCUAAAAUCCACAGUAGGGCGAUACCUUUAUUAGGAACAACGAACAGUUUUAGGAAAGAGUGCGGAAGCUUUGGAGCUCUCCAGAAUUCUUCAUCAGGCAAUCUUGCAUGGUACCUGAUGAAGAGUUCUGGAGAACACUGAAGCUUGCCACUGUUUUGUAACCUUUCGGUCGGUCCUAAUAAAAUUUAGUUGUGAGUUUUGAAGACUAAAUGCGGGUUUCACUUGCGAAGUUUGCAUUGGCUUACUUGCCCAAACAGGUCUUUGCCUGCCCUUUGCAGCUGAGCGCAACCCUUUCCAAGUCCGGUCCAAAUAACACCGAGCUGACCGGCAAGCUUUCAGCAUCUUUAGGGGAAAUCGGAGUUUAGUUGGAAAGCAGAAAUUAAAACCCUUCAGCCAAUUGAAGGCGCCAGGAAUUGAUAUCUGAUAUUCCGCGCUCUUGCCGUUGCUGAAGCAGCCGAUCGAUUAUUAAUUUGCUAAUUUAUAGGUUAACUCUUUCGCGCCUUUGCAGAGUUUCUGCUUGGCUCGAAUGGUUUUGAGCCGAACUGCUGUAUCUGUAAGGCGGAUUAUUUGGAGGUACCUGAACUUCCCACCCCGAAAGGCAGGGGGAAUUAGAGGACAGAGAGAAAGGAAUCUCCUCUUCCAUUCAUUCCCAGCACACAAACCUCUUUACCUGGGAGUAAUUCCCAUGAAACGCCCUCAGUUCUAGGAAGUGGGUUCCAUGGAAAUUAAUUUGACUCAUUCCAGAGUAAUCGAGAUAUCGAUGUUAUUGAAGGGUGUGGAGGGCGUCAUCCUCGUCGGGUGUUUAAUCUGUAGCUGAACUGGAAUUAAAUCUUGACCUGCCCUCUAAAAUAGCAGGACCGCUCCUAUCCUCAUAAAUUACGAGCGUAAACAAUUUCAAACUCGUUAUAAUUAUGAGGUUUAAAAUUAUUGUUAACCGCUACCAUGAAGGGAGGGCAACAACAACAACAGGACUGAAAAUCGCUUUUCAUGCAGGUGGAGCGCGCAUUCCUCCAUUCAUACAUCGCCCCUCAAUUAUUCUGUUUGAGAGAUCUUAAAGAUGGAGGAAGUGUCACUCAGUCCAUGCAUUUCGAAGGGUGUUUGAUUCGGGUUGCGGACUCCUAUAGCGAGGUCGCUGCAAGGCGGGUGCGACUAUUAGAUACUCCACCCAGACUUUUCUCCAACUUUUCAAGCCUAGCUGGGCGGGGACGGAGAAGGGUCUUGGGCAGAGGAGGCGAGAGGGCCUGGAUUUGGGGCCGGUCUUCAAGGUCGCCCAGACCUCCUUAGCUUUUGUCUUCCCAACCGCUUUCAAAACUGUUCGCUUGUUUACAAGAGCGGCUGCUCCUCCGCCCCGCUUCACACAUUCUCUUUUAAGGGAGGUCAGACGCCAAGAUUCCUUUAAAGGACAGCAGGGGAGCACAGAGCGAGAAAGAACCCGGAAUUAGAAGAAAAAGCGCCGCUGAAAUGCUUUCUCUGUAUUCUUGAUUGAUUGUGCGAAUAAACCCCACCAGUUAAUCCGGAUUAAUACCGGAGUGUUUGUCCCUGAAAAAUAAACGGGGAGGGGGGUGUUAAAGGAAAAGAAACCUUUGAGAUUGUUUUUCUGAUUAUGGGAGAAGCGGGGCCGGACGGGGAAAGGAAACUACCAAUUAAUCCAGAUUAAUACAAACCGGAGGUACCACUGUAUAUGGAGGGGGGUGCCUUUGCACUUUUAAACGGAAAAAAGAAGCCAGUUUAGAUGAAAACCUAUAAACGAAAAAGCAUGUCCGAAAUUGUUUCUGUGUCUUUUGGAUUGUGGCGGGGGUCUGCAGUUAAUCCGGAUUGAUACAUUCAGAAGCGAGGGAACAACGUUUGUAUAUAUUCGCUUCGCCGGAUUUCCUUUUUCCCGGGAGUAACAGAUCCCUUUUUAAACCCCACAGAUAACUUUCAAGAUCAGAUGAAGAGGGAACUGGCCUACCGCGAAGAAAUGGUGCAGCAACUGCAAAUUGUGCGGGGUACGGGGAUGAUUUUCCCUCCCUCUCGUAUCCCAUAAUUACCCAAGCCAGAGCUAGCCAGUAAAGCCAAACAAGGAGAAGCCACCCUUCCCUUUCUGUUUGCAAAAGGGUGACGACGACGAUAAAUAAUAGUGGAAUUGUGGCUCAGUGGCAGAGCCUCCCUGCCUGGGACUCUGGAGAGCCAGUGUGGUGUAGUGGCUAAGAGCGGUGGACUUGUAAUCUGGUGAACCGGGUUCGCUUCCCGCUCCUCCACGUGCAGCUGCUGGGUGACCUUGGGCUAGUCACACUUCUCUGACGUCUCUCAGCCCCACUCACCUCACAGAGUGUUUCUUGUGUGGGAGGAAGGGAAAGGAGAUUGUUAGCCGCUUUGAGACUCCUUAGGGUAGUGAUAAAGCGGGAUAUCAAAUCCAAACUCUUCUCUUCUUCUUCUGCCAGGUCAUGUAGACAAUACUGAGCUAGAGGGACCAAUGGGUCUAAGACGAUAGGAUGCUCCUAAUAAUAUGUGACCACCUAAGUGUUUCUGCUUGUUUCUAAGACUUGCUUCAGAUCGCUCCCCCUCCACAGGAUUGCUGUGGGUCAGAGACGUGGGCAUUCCAACCUUUUCUUUAAGCUCCUAAAACUCAUAGGGAGCAGCCUUAUGCAGAGUCAGCCCAUGGUUCCAUCAUGAUGUAGCUCAGGGAUGUUUUCAAUAUAAAUAUAGGUUUGUUGAUUUCCAAUUUAUAGCAACAAUGACAAAAAAAGGCGGGGAGGGAAUACAACUAGUUCAGUUUUGCUGACACUGCUUGGUAGUGGCUUUGCUUGUUUAUUAGACAGAGGACUUCCUGAUCCUACCUGGAGAUGCCAUGGGACCUUUUGCAUGCAAGGAGGAUGCUUGACUGCUGAGCUAGACCCUUUUCCAGAGCAACAUGGCAUUGCUUUUGCUGCAAGAAGUUAGCAGGUCCAACCCUCCUUGCAAAUUGUUUGCUGCUACAAUAAGCAGCAAUUAGCAAAGCCUCUCUCCUUAAAAACUUCUACCUUUUUAAGGUGGCUACCUUAAAAACUUCAACAGUUGUUGCCUUUCACUUUCUUUUGGGGUCACAGGAUUCUUGUCCCCUUUCCAGCUGGGCUGUCAAAGCAUAUUGUAAGGCAGUGUUUUCCAAACUUGGGUCUGUUUUUGGACUACAGUUCCCAUCAUCCCUAAACUUUGGUCCUGCUAGCUAGGGAUGAUGGGAGUUGUAGUCCAAAAACAGCUGGAGAACCAAGUUUGGGAAACACCAGUGCAAAGGAAGGCAGAUUAUUGGGGCCUUGAGAGAUGAAAGGCAGUGUGGCCAGACAGGCUGUGUGUGGAUCAAAUACCCUUUCAUCCCCUCUCCCAAAUCUCCACCCACCCUCUCUCCUCUUUUCUUUCCAGAUACCCUGUGCAAUGAGCUGGACCAAGAAAGGAAAGCUCGCUACGCCAUUCAGCAGAAGCUAAAAGGUUGGUUGGAAAUGCGGGGAAACUUCCCCCUCAAACUGCUGGUUUGGUGGGGCAGUAUCAUCUGUAUUUUAUGCAUCGUCAGAAUUUCGUGUCUCUGCAAAAACGUCUCACUGGAGGGACUCCCCUCAUCAGUAUCAAUGUAGUUAUUCAAUAGCAACAGCAAUAUCUUGAGUAUAAAGGUAAAGGUAAAGGGACCCCUGACCAUUAGGUCCAGUCGCGGAUGACUCUGGGGUUGCAGCGCUCAUCUCGCUUUACAGGCUGAGGGAGCCAAUGUUUGUCUGCAGACAGUUUUUCUGGGUUAUGUGCCCAGCAUGACUAAGCCGCUUCUGGCGAACCAGAGCAGCGCACGGAAAUGUUGUGUACCUUCCCCCCGGAGCGGUACCUAUUUAUCUACUUGCACUUUGAUGUGCUUUCGAACUGCUAGGUGGGCAGGAGCUGGGACUGAACAACGGGAGCUCACCCCGUCGUAAGGUUUCGAACCGCCGACCUUCUGAGUCCUAGGCUCUGUGGUUUAACCCACAGCGCCACCUGCAUCCCUGAUAUCUUGAGUAUACUGAUAUGUAUAUUAUCAGAUUGUCAGCAUCAUCAGAUCCAUUUAAAUUAUCUCCCACCUUUGCUCCAAGAAGCUGGACAAACAAAAAUAGCAGCAGCAACAACAACAACAUGUAUUUGUAGCCCAUCCAUCUGACGGUUUCCCCAGCCACCCUAGACAGCUUCCAGCAUAUGCAGAAUAUAGUUCUCUUCCCCAUUUUAUCCUCACAACAAGUUUGUAAGGUAAGGUAGGCUGAGAGCUGGAGACUGGCCCAAGGUUACUCAGUGACCUACAUGGCUAUGUGUGAGGAUCUGAACCCUGGUCUCCUAGUCCAGGACUCUAACCACUGCACCACACUGGCACAGAUUAUGCUCAGGGGCUUGUCUGGAGCAGAAUAGGUGCAAUAGGCAUCAAUCUUGUGUAUGGGACCUUUUCAUUAGUCAAAGUGCCUCACAGAUUGACGGUCUCUGUCUCCCUUUGAACAGCCCACAAAGGAACUAAUGCUGGAUUAGGACCUGGGAGACAGGGGUUCAGAUCCCCACUUGGACAUGAAGCUCACUGUGUGACCUUGGGCCACUGCCUAACCUACCUCACAGGGUUGUUGUGAGGUUUAAAUGGGGGGGGGGGGAGGAAACCAUGUACACCACCUUGAGUUCAUUGGAGGAAAGGUGGGAUAUAAAUGCAGCCAAUCAAUCAAUCAAUCAAUCAAUCAAGGCGAUCAGCUUGUUUCUAAGGCUCAUUUCAUUUGGGCAAUAAGCAGCUCCAUUCUAUGCACAUUUAUUCGGAAGCAAGUGCCACAGAUUUCAGUGACAUUUGAAGGCCACGAUCUCUUAUCCACUUACCUGGAAGUGAAGCCCCACUGAACUCACCAGGGUGUGCUUUUGUCUAGGCAAGCAGUCUUUACCAAUCUGGUCCCCUCCAGGUGUUUCGAGCAACAACUCUCAUCAGCCCCAGCCUGCUGAGUUGCGGUCAAAAACUCCUGGAGGGCACCAAGCUGGCCCUAUACCAACAUAUAGGAUUACCCCUUUUAAGAAAGUAUAAGGCAUUUAUGCCUCUUUUUUCCUCCUUCCAAGUUUCUGUGGUUUCUUGUCCUUCAGUCAUGGAGGUGAAGAUACAGAGAGGGAGGGUGGCUUGAUACAUUUCCAAGUCAAGUUAUUAAUAACAACAAUAAAAAUAUAAAUACUAUUUUAAUAAAACCCAGAGGUAAGAUUUAAAAGGGAUGUAUGGUUGUUGACGAUGAUGAAGAUGAAGAUAAUAAUAAUAAUAACUUAUUUAUAUGCUGCCCAUCUGACUGGGUUCCCCCAGUCACUCUGGGAGACUUUCAACAAAUUAAAACACAACAUCAAACAUAAAAAACUUCCCUGAACAGGGAGGGCUGUCUUCAGAUGUCUUCUAAAACUCAAAUGAUUGUUUAUCUGUUUGACAUCUGGUGGGAGGGUGUUCCACAGGGCAGGAGCCACUACCAAGGAGGCCCUCUGCCUGGUUCCCUGUAACCUCACUUCUCCCAGUGAUGGAACUGCCAGAACGGAACCUCAGAGCUAGAUCUUAGUGUCUGGGCUGAAUGACAAGGGUGGAGCCGCUCCACCUCCAGAUUGCAUGGACCUCAAGAAGAUUAAGCCUUCCUGGCUGUGAUCUUGAAGGGUUUGGGGCCCUAAGGGUGUGUGCAGUGGGGUUCCUGGAUGCUCAAUUGCUUAGGGAGAGGGAAGAUAGAGGGUCCCCCACCCCAUAUUGCAUUACCCCUGGCUCUGAGGGUGCCUAGUCAAUGUGUCAAGAUUCCCCCCCAACAACACCACUCAGCUGUCAAGGAGUUUUAAUCUGUGCUUGGCCACCUAAUCAUAGAAUCAAACCCACUGAAAUGCAGUCUAUUGUUGUUUUAACUUUGUGAAACUUUUAAACAGCUGAGUUUUUCUUAUUGAUAAUGACAUUGUUUUAUCUUUUUUGUAAAUCGCUUUCAGAUUUGCUUUUUGCUUUUACAAUCAAGCGGCAUAUAAAUUUUAUGAAAUAAAGAAGAAAACCAAACAUGGAUUUUAACACUCCGUUUUCACCGAUGAGUUUUGGGGCGCGGGGGACUGGCAUGUGGGACGACUUAUAUUGCGUUUGACUCUCUCUCUCUCUCUCUCUCUCUCUCUCUCUCUCUCUCUCUCUCUCUCUUGCACCCCGCUCCACAGAGGCCCACGACGCGCUGCACCACUUCUCCUGCAAAAUGCUGACUCCCCGCCACUGCACCGGGAACUGUUCCUUCAAGCCUCCUUUGCUGCCCCAGUGAGCGACCCUCCCCACAUCCAGCGCCCUCCCUCCCCGCAAAAGUCUGGGGCCGAAGCCGUCGCUGCUAGAGAAGCGUGGAAGCGGGAUGGGGGGGGGGAGGGGCGUGCGUGCCACACAAACUCACACUCAAGAAAUCCUGGACGGGGAGGACGCCCGCGAGACACUAAGCCAUGCCUGAAUCGAAAGAAGCAGAGCUGUGUAAAUAAGACAGGCGAGGGAAUCCGGAGUGACCUGCGCUCCAUUCCCCGCCCCCGUCGUGUAAAUAGAGGCUGCGUCGGAUUGUUCCGCCGAUGGCAUCGGGACCACAGGCAGACUGAAAAGACCUCGGAGAGGGUGGAGGGUAAGGAAGGCGGGAGAGGGGGCGGAGGCGAGCUCCUUUGA
Molecule: messenger RNA, 17643 nt
Organism: Podarcis lilfordi (Lilford's wall lizard)
Lineage: Eukaryota; Metazoa; Chordata; Lepidosauria; Squamata; Lacertidae
Source: the annotation of a GenBank genome assembly